UGGUCCACUCUGCUGUGGCUUUACUUGUGACUGAUCAGCAUUUCCUUUCUUCCCAGGGAUUUCAAGGUCAACCUGGUUUCCCAGGACCACCUGGGCCGCCAGGCUUCCCAGGGAAAGCAGGACCACCUGGACCUCCAGGGCCUCCAGCAGAGAAGGGUAGCGAUGGGAUGCGUGGCUCUCCUGGCAUGGCGGGCCCACCAGGGCCUCCAGGACCCCCUGGAAUACAAGGUCCACCUGGUUUGGAAGGACUAGAUGGGAAGGACGGAAAGCCAGGGCUACGGGGCGAUCCAGGACCUGCAGGACCUCCAGGAAGGAUGGGACCUCCAGGCUUCAAAGGGAAAACAGGUCACCCCGGUCUUCCAGGACAAAAGGGUGACUGUGGCGCUGCAGGGCCACCUGGGAAUCCUGGCCGGACUGGAGCUGAGGGAGAGCCAGGCCCUAUGGGACCUCAAGGCAGACCAGGUCCUCCCGGCCACCUUGGUCCCCCUGGAAGCCCUGGCCAGCCAGGCCCAGCAGGACUUUCUGGAGUUGGGCUGAAGGGUGAGAGGGGAUCGCCUGGGGAAAGAGGUCUCAGUGGGAUUCCAGGCCAGCCAGGCCCACCGGGUCACCCAGGCCCACCGGGCGAGUCAGGCUCCGACGGACAAGUGGGCAAAGAGGGUGCAGCAGGAAAACCAGGCCCUCCUGGACCCUCUGGACCAAAGGGUGAACCGGGGUCUGUAGGAGAGAGAGGACACCCUGGUGAGAAAGGCAGAGCUGGGAUGCCAGGAGGGCCAGGAAAGAGUGGCGAGAUGGGUCCUAUUGGGCCACGCGGCCCCUCUGGGGAGAGAGGGCAGCCUGGUCCUCCCGGUCCCUCAGGAAGUCCAGGGAACCCAGGCUUGCCUGGGACCAUGGCGGAUGCCAUCAAUUAUGAUGAAAUCCGGAGAUUCAUCAGACAAGAACUGAACAAAAUGUUUGAUGAGCGGAUGGCGUAUUAUACCUCCCGGAUGCAGUUCCCAGUGGAAGUGGCUGCUCAGCCAGGAAGACCAGGGCCCCCUGGUAAAGAUGGUAUACCUGGACGGCAAGGGGCUCCAGGUCCCCCAGGAAUGCCAGGACAGAUUGGGAGAGAGGGUCGACAAGGUGUGCCUGGAAUGAGAGGUGAGCCAGGAGCCAAAGGUGAAAAGGGAGACAAAGGGAUUGGAAUCAUGGGAGAGACUGGCCCUCCAGGUCCUCCAGGGAUACAAGGACCACCAGGGUAUGGCAAGAUUGGUCUUCCAGGACCUAUGGGACAGCAGGGUAUCCCAGGCAUCCCAGGACCCCCAGGGAUUACAGGGCCGCCUGGAAAAACAGGUCACUGCAACCCUUCAGAUUGCUUCGGCAUGAUGCCUCUGGAACAGCCAAUGUAUCAGCCCAAAAACAUGAAGGGGCCUUUAGGCUGAAGCACUGACAGGUUUUCUUCCACAAAGGACUCCAUUGGGAUUCGCCAAAGUUCUGGUCCUUGUGACUAGUCGUGAAUGAUUAUUUUUUCAUUGUUGUUAAUAUUUUGACUAUAUUUUUUUCCCGCCAGUGGGGUUCAACCGUUCAUAAUGAUAUUUUGUUUUGGUUUUGUUUCAAAGACAACGAUCCAAGCAUGUGUGGCUGUGUGUAUGUUUGCCUCAGUAUUCUAAAGGGAAGUUGAUUUUGUCAUCUGUGUUCAGCAAAAUACAUUUCGAAAUAAUGCUUCAGUCUUUCAAUUGCUGUGGGCAAAUAAUGGGUAAAUUACUUCCACACCUCUUCUGUUCGUUAGGAAUGAAAUAUUAGCCUUUCAACAAUAUGUGCAGGUGCAUAUUCCAGCAGGAAAUUCCAGUAGCUGUGCAAAAAAUGUGGAAGUGCUCCUAUUGUUAAGUUCAACAGAACUUGUGUGAAUUGGCAUCUUUGUCAUAAGUUUAGGUUAAAACUUGAAAGAAUGUGGAGGGGUGGAUAUGGAGGGUGGAGUUCUAAAAUGGAAUUAACAUUGAAAUUCUGUGUGUGCCUACUCUGUAUUAAGCCCCAUAAAUUGACUGAGACUUGCUCCCAGAUGAACAUUGGAGCUGAACAAUACUGAACCUUAGUUAUUCUGUCUGCAGCAAAAAAUGGCAGGCACUCCUGCAUCUAAAAAUAACUGAAAAAUCAGUUCUAUGUGACACACACACACACCAUUUUGUGUAUUAUGAUGUAAUUACAUUUUUGUCCAAAUGAGCAAAAUUCUGGUUUCUUCCAUUUCUAUUGUACGUAAUGUGAAACUUGGCCAGGGGUAAGGGAGAGGGAUUAUACCUUUUUAAUAUACUGGAAUCAGUGACUUUUCUUUAAUGUUACUGGAACAUCAGUUGUUUACUUUUCAUAAAAUAUAUUUUUCACUCAAAAAAAAAAAAAAGACCAAACAAUGCUUAUCCAAAGUUAAAGAUUUUACUGACUGCUGGAAUCUCUGGGCAUUACAAUUGGGAGAUUUUAGAGUCAGAUGAGAAACUACGGUCAAACAUCACUUUUGCUCCCCCUUAAAAUAAACACACCACACCCCUUCAUGGGAACCAGCUCUUUCAUGCAAUGGCAUACUGGGGAAAUGUGGAUUUAAAAAAAAAUUGCUCAAAAAUCCCCCCCUCCCAAAAAUCCUCUUGUUCUUAUAUGCCUUCAGACCUCAAUUUACUUUAUUUUGGAAAUAAGAAUUGGCUACCAAGCAAGCUGUUUGUGUUGCUAUGUAGCUUCUGUCAGCUAUUCCUAGACUUAAAACUAACUAGGUUAUUGGAAUUGUGAGCAUCUCAUUGCAAUAGAGGUUUACAUGAAAUGUGCCCCUUAACGGUCUUGGUAGAGAAGAGUAAGUAGUGGAAUCUUUUCUCAGCUGAAGAACCUUUCCUAAUGGUUAGCCAUUCUAUUUAAAUAAAUGAUGCCUUGUUUCCUAA
Messenger RNA from Podarcis muralis (Common wall lizard), 2891 nucleotides. Lineage: Eukaryota; Metazoa; Chordata; Lepidosauria; Squamata; Lacertidae. The record is from RefSeq and is a predicted model, not a curated record.